AUGUCAUCACUAGAUACAAUCACAUUUGUUACGGGAAAUGCUAAUAAAUUAAAAGAAGUAAUAGCGAUUUUAUCAACUUCACCAUCAAAUGAAAAUAAAGUUGGGAAAUUUACAAUAACUAAUAAAUCAAUUGAUCUUGAUGAAAUUCAAGGAACUAUAGAAGAAGUAACUAAACAUAAAGCAGAAUCUGCUGCAAAAGUAAUAGGUGGGCCAGUACUAGUUGAAGAUACAUGUUUAGGAUUUAACGCAUAUAAUGAUUUACCUGGUCCUUAUAUAAAAUGGUUUGUGAGAUCCAUUGGAUUAACAGGAUUAGUUAAAAUGUUACAAGGUUUUGAAGAUAAAAGUGCAAAUGCAAUAUGUACAUUUGGAUAUUGUGAAGGUCCUGGAAAAGAAGUUUUGGUGUUUCAAGGUAGAACAGAAGGAGAUAUAGUAGAUAGUAGAGGUCCAACUAAUUUUGGAUGGGAUUCAAUUUUUCAACCAAAAGGUUUUAAAGAAACUUAUGCCGAAAUGGACAAAAGUGUGAAAAACACAAUAAGUCAUAGAUUUAGAGCAUUAGAUAAAGUAAGAGAUUUUUUAUUAAGUAAAUAA
This is a messenger RNA of Lodderomyces pseudojiufengensis, 588 nucleotides long. RefSeq names its product nucleoside triphosphate pyrophosphohydrolase (gene HAM1). Lineage: Eukaryota; Fungi; Ascomycota; Pichiomycetes; Serinales; Debaryomycetaceae. Gene Ontology annotation, biological process: nucleoside triphosphate catabolic process. The transcript has a single exon. The record is from RefSeq and is a predicted model, not a curated record. Gene Ontology annotation, molecular function: nucleoside triphosphate diphosphatase activity. Bases 1 to 588 code for a protein of 195 amino acids. Gene Ontology annotation, cellular component: cytoplasm.